AUGUCCAGUCUCUCCGGUAUCCGAGUCCUUGAGCUCGCGGGCCUUGCUCCUGGUCCAUUUGCUGGGCUCAUGCUCGCUGACUACGGCGCCAGCGUGCUCCGUAUCGACAGGGUAAAUCCGCCAUCGACACCCAGUCCUGAUGUCCUAGUGCGCGGAAAGUCAUCUAUCAAGGUCGACUUGAAAUCUCUGGGUGGGCGUCGUUUCUUCCUCCGUCUCAUUCGUGAGGUGGAUGUUUUGAUCGACCCAUUUCGCCCUGGCGUGUUGGAAAAGCUGGGGUUGGGACCUGAGGAGGUCUUAAUGAAAGCCAACCCGCGGCUCAUUGUCGCCCGAUUGACCGGAUUCCGCAGAGACGGAAAGUACGCGACCAUGGCGGGUCACGACAUCAACUACCUUGCUGUCUCGGGGGUUCUGUCUAUGUUGGGACCUACAGGUACAUCUGGAGAGCACGCCCUGCGCAGACCCCUCCCACCGAGCCCACCGGGAAACAUCCUUUCCGACUUCGCUGGAGGAGGGCACAUGUGCGUCACUGGGAUCCUUCUGGCGUUGAUGUAUCGCCAUCGCACGGGAAAGGGUCAAGUCGUAGAAGCUAACAUGGUCGACGGGGUCUCAUAUCUCGCGACUGCUCCUCGGAAAUCUCAGAAAAUCCCGGGCCAAUGGGAUCGACCACGGGGAGAGAAUCUCAUCGACGGAGGCUGUCCUUACUACAAUGUUUAUGAGUGCAAGGAUCAGGGAAAUUACAUGUCCGUAGCGGCCUUGGAGCCUCAAUUUUUCACCGCCCUGUGCAAGGGAUUGCAUCUAGGGAACCACCACUGGGGAGGCGACAGGGAAGAUCGCAAGACUUGGCCGAGAAUGAAGACCGUGCUCGAAGAAACUUUCAGAAGCAAGACGCGCAAAGAAUGGGAGCGCAUUUUUGACGGGACCGAUGCGUGUUGUUUACCAGUUCUCACGCACGAUGAGCUAGAACGUGAUGGCUACGAGUUGCGGUCGGCGGUUCGCUUGUCUAGCAGUCCGGCAGCAGACCCAGGCAGUGAUGGAUGGCAAAUCAAGACGCUGGAACGAGGCGAGGGAGGUGUGACCCUUCUUCAUAGCUGGCUAGGGUGGAGAGAGGAUCAUGAGUAUAAGUUGGAGAAUGGAGGAGCAGUCGUUGGAAGUUCAGCAAAGUUGUAA
Molecule: messenger RNA, 1167 nt
Organism: Exophiala spinifera
Lineage: Eukaryota; Fungi; Ascomycota; Eurotiomycetes; Chaetothyriales; Herpotrichiellaceae
Exons: 1
Coding region: 1-1167 (388 amino acids)
Molecular function (GO): catalytic activity
Source: RefSeq, a predicted model, not a curated record